CCGAAUUAACUUCCACAACCCCCAAAACACAGCUUGACCGUUUCUACUUUGAUUCCUCUUAAUGGUAUUCUAUAUGGGCGGCUGAGCUUGUCCCACUCCUGUCCCCUGAAUGUAGGAGCACUUGCCUUAAAGCUGCUGCUUUUUCUGCCGGCACCCUUACUUUCUUUUGUCCCAAAUUCAUGAACUUGAUUCAAACAAAUAAAUCCUUAAUUUCUUCACUUGAAUAUAAAACACCUUUGGUUUGUGUUUUUAACACUUCUCCCACAAAACCCGUAUCAGCAAAAGCAUUUAUUGACCCCUCCAAGUAACAGUCCUCAGAGAAAAAUUCAAGGAUUUGGGAAAUGGAAGGUGUAAUGAGCCAUGGAAAUGACCUAAAUUUGAAGGCAACUGAACUCAGAUUGGGAUUGCCAGGCACAGAUGAAUCUACCUCUAAGAAUAACAAGCGAACCGCGAAUGAAUUGGUUAAGAACAGCGAAUUAUUAAAUGGAAAGUCCGAUGCCAAAGCCCGAGAUGGUGAAACUGUACCUGCAUCCAAGUCGCAGAUUGUUGGCUGGCCACCGGUGAGGUCCUUCCGAAAAAACGUUGUCCAACCCAAAAAAACAGAAGCUGAAACUGGGAAUUUUGUAAAAGUAAGCAUGGAUGGAGCCCCUUAUCUCAGAAAAAUAGAUCUGAAAAUUUACAAGGGAUAUCAAGAACUCCUCAAGGCUUUGGAAAACAUGUUCAAACUCACUAUAGGGGAGUAUUCAGAAAGGGAAGGCUACAAAGGAUCUGAAUAUGCACCAGCUUAUGAAGAUAAAGAUGGUGAUUUGAUGCUUGUUGGAGAUGUUCCAUGGGACAUGUUCAUGUCAACUUGCAAGAGACUCAGAAUUAUGAAAGGAUCAGAAGCAACUGGCCUAGGUUCUGGUGUAUGAAGCAUCUGUUCAUACUUCAUAUGACAGAAACAAAAAAAUGUUGUCACAGAUUAGGUUUUAAAAGAACCAUAAGUUUGAAAUUUUCUUGUACCAAACAGUUUUCUCAAGGAGACUAGUAAAUUACAGUUUUUCUUGAUACAAUUAUAGCAAGAAACAUUUUGUGUUAA
This is a messenger RNA of Olea europaea var. sylvestris, 1078 nucleotides long. RefSeq names its product auxin-induced protein 22D-like. Gene Ontology annotation, biological process: regulation of DNA-templated transcription. The transcript has 4 exons. Gene Ontology annotation, molecular function: protein binding. Bases 342 to 911 code for a protein of 189 amino acids. Lineage: Eukaryota; Viridiplantae; Streptophyta; Magnoliopsida; Lamiales; Oleaceae. The record is from RefSeq and is a predicted model, not a curated record. Gene Ontology annotation, cellular component: nucleus.